This is a messenger RNA of Boeremia exigua, 2246 nucleotides long. Its product is annotated as chromatin remodelling complex Rsc7/Swp82 subunit-domain-containing protein. Gene Ontology annotation, molecular function: chromatin DNA binding. Gene Ontology annotation, cellular component: nucleus. The record is from RefSeq and is a predicted model, not a curated record. Bases 1 to 2010 code for a protein of 669 amino acids. The transcript has 2 exons. Lineage: Eukaryota; Fungi; Ascomycota; Dothideomycetes; Pleosporales; Didymellaceae.
AUGUCGAAUGGUUCUGUAGGGAACGGCAUCAUGGACCUCCCGGGCACCAUUGACCCGUCCGCCCUCAACUCCGCAGCCCUCGCCGGCCCGCACCCCGUCGCACCGCCGUCGCGCGGCCUGAAGCGCAGCCGCUCGCCCGACACCAGCUACGUCGACGCGCCGCACCCCGACGCGCCCGACGCCGACGACACGGGCAAGCCGCGGAAGCGCGGCCGCCCGCCCAAGGCCGCAAAGGUCGCCUUCGCCGGCAGCCCGACGCGCGCCAUGCCGCCCGCCCACGCCGGCAUCGCCCCGCCCGUGCAGACGCCGCAGCUGCAGACGUCGCCGCUGCCCCACACGUCGCCGUCGCACGCCUCGCCCUCGGCCAAGUCGACGCCCACCAAGCCCGCCGUCGUCAAGGCCCUGCCCACCGUGCGCGACCACACCACCGACCAGCUCAACCCCGAGGGCGACGAGUACAUCCCGCGCGAGAUUGACGACGCCGGCGAACGCAAGGUCACCCUGACCGGCCACCCGCUCGAGAACCGCGAGUACCGCUGCCGCACCUUCUUCGUCCCCAACCGCGGCGACAAGCUGUUCAUGCUGGCCACCGAGUGCGCCCGCGUCCUCGGCUACCGCGACUCGUACCUGCUCUUCAACAAGAACCGCUCGCUGUACAAGAUCAUUGCCACCCAGGCCGAGAAGGACGACCUGAUCCAUCAGGAGAUCCUGCCUUACUCGUACCGCUCGCGCCAGAUCGCCAUUGUGACGGCGCGCUCCAUGUUCCGCCAGUUUGGAAGCCGGCUGGUCAUGAACGGACGACGCGUGCGCGACGACUACUGGGAGAGCAAAGCCCGCAAACAGGGCUUCACCGAAGAGGACGCCGCCGGCGAGAAGCGUCCCGGCGCCGCAAAGGCGCGAGAGGCCGCGGCCGCCGAAGCUAAUCACGCCAGCGCCAUGGCCUUUGCCCACCCCGGCGCCUUUGCUGGUGCGAACGCCGACUAUCUGGGCGCUGCUUCAAACCCUCUGCAGCCCUUUGGCGGCUUGACGCCCGCGCCUCACAGCAUGCCCAUUGGCAGCCUAGAGCCGUACAAUCAGCGCACGACGACCGACCUGCAGCCUCGAGACUACAGCGGCGUGCAGCGACCACGACACGAACUCACCGGCGCGCCGUACCAGGAUACGACCCGACCAUCUCCCUCGGGCGAGAUCCUGAACCAAGCUGCCCAGACAGUCGAGAUCAACAAGCAGUUUGAGCAGCAGCGGAAGAACCGCAAGCAGUACUUGGACGACCUGUGGAACCGACCACACGAGCCGCCGGCGCAGCCAGAACGUCCACUUACUGCAGACGGCAACCAGAUCCCGCAGGUCUCGCAGGCCAUACAGUCUCCACGCAUGCCUUCUACCAGCGUGAGCAUGCCUGGUAACCAGUACGGCAUGCCGGCUCAGACGCCACAAAGGCCAAACCAAGGCAUGGGCGUACAGUCCUACCGUCCCCAGUCUCUGCCGCAGAACAACAUGGUCCCCUCUCCCAUGGCGCAGCAGCACACGCCGCUGCCAAACCAGAUGCACCGUCGCCCUCCAAGCCUAGGUAUGCCGCAGGGCAUGUCCCCCGGCAUGGGCCAAGGUGGCAUGCUUCCUGGUGUUCAGAACCCAGGCCAGGGCUACGCCCCUACUCACAUGUGGCAAGGCGGCCCACCGCAGCCAUCUCCGCUGUCUCAGCAGCACAACAUGCAGCAGUACGCGCAAAGGCCGCCGCAGCAGUCGCCGCACCCGCAACAGUCUCCCAUGCACGCGUCGCCGCAGAUGCAUCACGCGCAGAGCAGUGGGUCGAUGCAUGGCACCCAGAUGCCACAGUACCAGACGAUGAACGCUAUGGGAAGCACAGGAUUUCCAAACAUGGAUCAAAACCCCUACCAGCCUAGCCCAAGCCCCCACCAGUUCAUGCAGCAUCAGAGCGGUGCGGGUCAGCAGCCUGGCAUGUACGGCAUGAGCCAACCACAGUCCCAGCAAGGAUGGCAAUCUUACUAGGGUCGCCAACUUGCAUGACGAUCGGGACCAGUCUCCGCGGCAUCCCGAAAGAAGCUGUUUAGGACUUGAGCCUAGCAGCAACAGCGAUAUAAACCAGAACUGCCUGUGAAAGUUGAGAGCAGGACCUAUUCAGACUCCAGGCAUAUCAUCUAAACAACAUGGGCAACGCCAUGCGCACGCAUCAACCUCAUGCUGAUGCUCACCACCAUUUCACAUUACUAUCUAUACCACGAUCU